AUAAGCACAUCAAAAUCAAACCCAGUUGCCACCUCGUUAAAAUAACAUUUAAUAUAAAAAGCCUUAAAACAGCUGUUACCGUCAGCCAUGUUUAGUACACUGCGAAGGUCAUUUAACAUUGGUAUAAAUAGUAUUUUUUGGAGGAAAUCUAAAGCCGGCCCAAGCGCACAAUUUCCCUCCUUGCAGUAUUCCAAUUGCAAUAUGUCGAAGACCGCGUUGAUAAUAUUGGCUCCCGGUGCCGAGGAAAUGGAAUUCACGAUUGCCGCUGACGUGCUGCGUCGUGCGGGCAUUGCUGUCACAGUUGCAGGUCUGAAUGGUCCGGACCCAGUGAAGUGUUCCCGUGACAUUGUUAUAUUACCAGACACAUCACUAGAGACUGCAGUGGCCCAGAAGUAUGAUGUUGUUGUGCUGCCAGGUGGCCUUGGGGGAUCCAAGGCGAUGGCUGAUUCACAAAUAGUGGGCGAGCUAUUGCGUGCGCAGGAGGGCGAUGGACGUUUCAUCGCAGCUAUUUGCGCUGCCCCAACAGCUUUGGCGGCUCAUGGCAUUGCCUGUGGUAAAACUCUUACUAGCUACCCAGCGAUGAAAAAGCAAUUGGAAGACAAGUACAGCUAUGUCGAUGACAAGAAUGUUGUCCAGGAUGGUAAUCUCAUAACUAGUCGUGGUCCCGGUACAGCCUAUGACUUUGCGUUGAAGAUUUCGGAACAAUUGGUCGGUGCUGAAAAGGUGCAGGAGGUGGCAAAGGGGAUGCUUUUGACUUAUUCUUAAGCAAAAAAAUACUUGUAGUUGGUCAAAGCAAAAACUGCGGUAUUCGCUAGUCGAACAUUUAAUAUUGUAUUGAACAAAUAUUAAUAUACAUAUAUACAGGUAAAAAGUAUA
Scaptodrosophila lebanonensis is the source of this 876-nucleotide messenger RNA. It is a transcript of the gene dj-1beta, whose product is annotated as protein dj-1beta. Lineage: Eukaryota; Metazoa; Arthropoda; Insecta; Diptera; Drosophilidae. Gene Ontology annotation, cellular component: nucleus; cytosol. The transcript has 3 exons. Gene Ontology annotation, molecular function: protein deglycase activity. The coding region runs from base 88 to 765 and encodes 225 amino acids. Gene Ontology annotation, biological process: guanine deglycation, glyoxal removal; protein deglycation, glyoxal removal. The record is from RefSeq and is a predicted model, not a curated record.